Molecule: messenger RNA, 5190 nt
Organism: Vespa mandarinia (Asian giant hornet)
Lineage: Eukaryota; Metazoa; Arthropoda; Insecta; Hymenoptera; Vespidae
Gene: LManII
Product: Lysosomal alpha-mannosidase II
Biological process (GO): mannose metabolic process
Cellular component (GO): lysosome
Molecular function (GO): alpha-mannosidase activity; carbohydrate binding
Source: RefSeq, a predicted model, not a curated record
CAUUUCGAGAUUGCAACGGUCAGUCGUCAUUCGAAGAGACAGAAUAAAUAUAACCAACGCAUUAUCUCGUUAGUUUUAUUCGAGAUCAUCCAGUGAGUCUCUCGCCAUGUCGGGAAACAUCUCGCUACUGUUCUUACUUUCAUUAGCCUUGUGCCAAUUAUGCUUCGUUUCAGAGGCCUUUUAUAUAUCAAAACGGUUAUUAGAAGAGAAGCGCACAUGCGGAUACGAAUCAUGCCCAGUCAUUCAACCGGAUAAAUUAAACAUUCAUCUGGUUCCUCAUACGCACGAUGACGUAGGCUGGUUGAAAACCGUCGAUCAGUAUUACUUUGGAAGUCAGUCUAAAAUACAGAAAGCCGGUGUUCAAUACAUACUUGAUAGUGCAAUCGAGGCGUUAUUAAAGAACCCCGAUAGAAGAUUCAUAUACGUUGAAACUGCAUUCCUGUGGAAAUGGUGGCUAAGACAGAACGAGGAUGUAAGAGACAAUGUGAAGAUGUUGAUAAACGAAGGAAGAUUAGAGAUUAUCAAUGGCGCCUGGAGUAUGAAUGAUGAAGCUGUCACUCAUUAUCAUUCCAUCAUCGAUCAGUUUACAUGGGGAUUUAGGAGAUUGAAUGAUACCUUCGGUAGUUGUGCUAGACCACACAUAGGCUGGCAAAUAGAUCCAUUUGGACAUUCGAGAGAACAGGCAUCUUUAUUUGCGCAAAUGGGAUUUGAUGGUAUGUUGUUUGGUCGUUUGGAUUAUCAGGACAAGGCACAACGUUUGAAUAACAAGAGUAUGGAGUUUAUUUGGAAGGCCAGUCCUAGUCUUGGUGAUCGUGCCGACUUAUUCACUGCCGCAAUGUUUAAUACUUACAGUCCACCGCCUGGCUUUUGCUUUGACGUAUUAUGCAAUGAUGAGCCAGUGAUAGAUGAUCCUGAUAGCCCGGACUAUAACGUUAACACGAAAAUAGAUGAUUUUCUAAAAUACGCGAAAGAGCAGGCCAAACAUUUUCGUACAAAUAACAUUAUAUUGACAAUGGGAGGAGAUUUCACUUAUCAACAAGCGGAAAUGUACUUUACAAAUUUGGACAAAUUGAUAAGAUAUGGAAACGAAUUAAAUGGAUCAACGGUGAAUCUAUUUUACUCUACACCAUCUUGUUACUUGAAAGCACUGCACGAUGCAAAUAUUAUUUGGCCAACAAAAUCUGAUGAUUUCUUUCCUUAUGCAAGCGAUCCUCAUGCUUAUUGGACAGGAUAUUUUACUUCAAGGCCAACGAUAAAAUAUUUCGAAAGAAUGGGAAACAAUUUGUUACAAGUUAGUAAACAAUUGUCCGUUUUGACGAAUUCAAAGGAAAACGAGAAAGAAUUGGAGUAUUUCCGUGAAGCUAUGGGAGUUAUGCAACAUCACGAUGCAGUUACUGGAACAGAGAAACAAUUGGUUGCAAGUGAUUAUUCUCGUUUGUUAUACGAGAACAUAUUCAAUAACGAAAAAAUGGCGGCUGAAUCUCUUUACAAUUGGGCCAAUACAGGAAAUAUUUCCAAUGACAACUUGACAAUGCACUCUUGCUUGGAAUUAAACAUCAGUGCUUGUGCAUAUACCGAAGAUAAUGCAAAUUUCAUUGUGACAGUAUACAAUCCUUUAAGUCGGCCAAUUUCCUCUUAUAUUCGUCUUCCGGUACAAGGAAAUUCCUAUGAUGUUUUGGAUAUGACAACGAAUCUCAAGGUAGUCUCUCAAAUAAUACCAAUACACGAGAGAGUAUUACAAAUACCUGGAAGAAAAAGUAAAGCAACGAAAGAAUUAUUGUUCCAUGCUAUUGAUUUACCAGGAUUAGGUUACAAACGUUAUAUAAUAAAUGCAAAACCUGAUACAGAAGAAACAUUUAUCAAACAUACAAAUACUAUAGGAGAAGACCUCUAUGCGAUAAAAAUUGACGAAUCUGGUCAAAUAAUUGUUGAAAAUAAAAAAGACAUGGAAGUAGUCUUUGUUCAGUCUUUUCAAUAUUACGAAGGAGCAGUAGGUAAUAACAAAGUGUUUGAAAAUCGAUCAUCCGGUGCAUACAUCUUUAGACCUAAAACAUCAUCGACCUUUAAUUUGCCAUACGAAGGAAAAUACUCUGUCAUUAAAGGUCCUCUCGUAGAAGAAAUUCACCAAACAUUUAAUCAAUGGAUCAGCCAAGUUGUCAGAAUUUAUAAAAAAGAUGAACGUCUGGAAUUCGAAUGGCUCGUUGGUCCUAUUCCUGUCGAUGACAAAAUUGGUAAAGAAAUAGUGACGAAGUAUUCGACUUAUAUUAAUUCCGAAGAUGAAUUUUAUACGGAUAGUAAUGGUCGAGAGAUGUUAAAACGUAAAAGAAAUUAUAGACCUACUUGGAAUUUGAAACUUUACGAACCUAUAUCAGGAAAUUAUUAUCCUGUUACGACGAAAAUCUCUUUGAAGGAUAAAUUAAAGCCACUAAAGUUCUCCGUAUUUACUGAUCGUUCCCAAGGAGGUACCAGCAUGGAAGAUGGAGAACUGGAAUUAAUGCUUCACAGAAGAUUAUUAAAGGACGAUGCUUUCGGUGUCGAUGAAGCUUUAAAUGAAAUGGCCUAUGAUACAGGUUUGGUAGUACGUGGUACUCAUUGUAUCCAGCUUAGUAAUUUAAACAAUAGCUACUCUUCGUUAAAAGAAAAAGAGAUACCAUUAAAGUUAGCACUUCGUCCAUCGAUCUUCAUUACGACUCUAUCUGAAACAAAUAUUGAUAAUUGGAGUAACGUUGAUUUAAUGUCAACGAAAAAAUCAGGACUGUCUAAGAACUUACCACCGAACGUUAAUAUUCUUACUUUAGAACCUUGGAAAAAUGGAACUAUUUUAUUAAGACUUGAACACAUAUUUGAAGUUGGUGAAUCCAAUGUAUAUUCUGUACCUGUAGAUAUUAAUAUUAAGGACUUAUUUACAUCAUUCACGAUAACAUCGAUAAAAGAAACAACAUUGGGUGCAAAUCAAUGGUUAGAAGAUAGCAAUCGUCUAAAAUGGAAUCCAGAAACAAAUGAUAUUCUAAGCAAUAGCGAAGAUAUUUUCAAACCUAUCAGAAUUCAAGAAGAAGUGAUCAAUAUACAUUUAAAACCAAUGGAAAUACGUACGUUCAUCAUAGAAAUGUCACAAGAAAUACAAGAGGAAAAUUCGUGGGCUCAAACGUUAUUAACUAUAACACCGGAGGAUGAUGCUGUACUUAGAGAAAUCAAAUCAAAGAUUUUGGUGUCCGCAGACAUGAAUACUUCAUUGGAUCUAAAUACCGAUAGUUUUGUUUACAGAAGACCCCUAACUCCAAAGUAUCUCGUUGAUUUUAAUGAAUUAGAGGAAGAAAAUAAUAUUAAACACGUCGAAGUUCAAACAUAUUUGCAAGGCGUAUCGGUCGUUGACAUACCAAUCGAAUAUAAGGAUCAAAUUUCACAAACGUUGUAUAUGAGCUCACCUUGUCCUCCUAUGAAAUAUUAUGAAGAUAUUAUGACAUCUAUGAGAGAUGGUCCAAUGCCAGAGAUAAAAAAUACUCGUCAAACGCAAACAAUACUUACGAUUGAUCCAGAUUUAACUCUACAAAUUACCACAGAAAUAUUACAAAUCGACAUUACAGAGGAAGAAAAGGAAGAGGAAGAAAUAAAAGAUAUACGUUUUGUAUGGAACGAAGAAGAUUAUUUGCAAACUGAGCUAAAUACCUUGAUAUCCGAUAUCCUAUAUUAUCUAGAAGAACGUGUUUUUUGGAUUUUAGAUCCAACAAAUCUCUUACGUCCGAUUACAAUUGAAAACUUUACUCAGACCUUGGUAAAAUACAAUGGAAUAACGGAUAAAAUUGUAAUCGACAACGAAACGCAAACUGAAUUAACUUGUCAACCUAAAAGUUCCAAUACCGAAUUACUUUCAGAUUAUCAAGCUAAUAAAAACUUGAUAAAUGAAAUAUUAAAUGAUUGUUUGGAUAAGACCAUUGAGUCUGUAAUAUUGACUCAAUAUAUUCUCGAUGAGAUCAUUAAAAAGUGUGGUGAAUUAAUUAGAUAUCCUCCAAAAGAUCAAGAUGUUCAAACUAUAGCUACUUAUACGGUGGACGAAAAGAAAGAUGAUGUUUUACGUAAAUUACAAUUACCAAUAGUUGUUGAUUCAUUGGAAUCAUCGAUUGUGGUAUUAGCGCUCAUCGAUGAUCUGUUAAAAUCGGUUUGUGAAGUUAUCUAUGAAAAUGCAUAUAUUGUCACUAAGUCUAUUAUUCAAGAUGCAGUUAUAAAAUCUGCUUCCAUUGGUUCUAAAAUAGAAAAAAUACGAAAUCAAAAACACGAUAAGCUAAUCGAGCAGAUCUUAAGUCAAAGAAGAGAAAAGAUAGCAAAGUUAAUGAUGAAGAAGGAAACAGAUACAGUCUUUACACAGACCAGUAUAUCGGGUAUCCACGAAAUAACAAAACUUAAGGAAAGUAUUAGCUGUAUUUGCUUAAAAGAUUCAAAGUGUUAUGCGUGCAUAAAAAGAGAUAAAGAUAUACGAACGUUGCGUACGCAGGAUAUACUUUUAGCUUAUAGUAGUAGACCAUGUCAGGUUGUUAGUAAUUCUUUCAAGAUAGAAGCUGAUAAAGUAUGUUCGAGUUGUAUUACCGAAGAAAGAUCAUCAUCAACGAUAAGUACAACUUCAGUUUCGGAUGAUUUUACCUCAGAAUCAGCCACAACAAUCGAUAUUAUUCUAAAGCCGAAAGAAAGAAUAAAUCUUACAGAUUCUCUUGAUGGAUGGACUCGUGCAAUUGAUACAGCUUUAACUAUACCAUGGUCUCCUCAAAGUUCCUUGAGUGACACCGAUAAAAACGAAAAGUUAAAUUUGCAAACUAUGAAGGUAUUGGAAAUUUUGAAGAGUACCUUCUGUAUUCGUGAUACCUGUCCUAUAUCUGUCUUAGAAAAAUUGACAAAAAGAACAAACGAUAUAGUCGAUAACGUUCAUACGAAUACAAUUAAUAAUUCGUGCCUUUGUUCAAAGGUAAAAGAUGAUUAUGUUAAUGAAGAAAAUAUUGAAGAUAAUAAUAGUAUUAUCGAUACCAAAACUUAUAACUCGUCGUUAGGAAAUGAUAAAUGUUUGUGUCAUAUUUGUUAUACAUUAGAAGAUACUUUGAGUGAGUUUCCUGAAAAUAAUAAUUCUUGUAACGUGAAAAUUAUUCCUAUACAAUCGACUUCAUAAAUACAUAUUUAUGUAUAGGAUUCUUUCAUAUAUUUGUA